AUGGGCACGGCCGACGGCGCAGCUGGUAUCCCAUACUACGAAAAGCAGCGACAGCAUCUUAAAGAGCUGCUGAACAAGAAGAAGCUUUUGGAAAAACGUCUGCUUGCGCAAGAAGAAUCCAUCUACCAAAAGGAAACCGAGUACCUCGAAAACACGCCAGCGGGCAACAUCAUCACAGGCUUCGACAACUACACCAAGGGCACCGCCAAUGUCGCAGCACAGCGCCGGAAGACGGGGUUGACAGACGCGAACCGUGUCUUCUCGAGGAGUUCGAUAUCAUACAAUCCGGCGGCUCAACAAGAAUCGCAAACACCAGCCUCUUCGGCCCCCGCUUCCCACGCGCCGACACCGGUCUCGACAACGUUCAAUAACAAGGACGGCGCAUCGAGUGCGCCGACGCCCACGUCGGCCACAGCCGGCAAGGCCAAUUCCAAGAAGAAGAAAGCUACGACGUCGGGUGCGGGAGUUGAAGAUAGCGAGACGGACUCGAGAGAGACGAAGAAGGCAAGGACAAACUUUGGGGCUGUUCGCAAGUGA
Molecule: messenger RNA, 537 nt
Organism: Neurospora tetraspora
Lineage: Eukaryota; Fungi; Ascomycota; Sordariomycetes; Sordariales; Sordariaceae
Product: histone acetyltransferase subunit NuA4-domain-containing protein
Exons: 3
Coding region: 1-537 (178 amino acids)
Cellular component (GO): NuA4 histone acetyltransferase complex
Source: RefSeq, a predicted model, not a curated record